This is a messenger RNA of Bombus impatiens (common eastern bumble bee), 3308 nucleotides long. RefSeq names its product zinc finger protein 251-like. The transcript has 7 exons. The record is from RefSeq and is a predicted model, not a curated record. NCBI's taxonomy places the organism in Eukaryota, Metazoa, Arthropoda, Insecta, Hymenoptera, Apidae. The coding region runs from base 1878 to 3044 and encodes 388 amino acids. Gene Ontology annotation, cellular component: nucleus.
AUACAGUAUAGUGUAGUAACAGUAUGGAUAAAGGAUAUGAUAUAAAAUUAUCUUACAAGACACUACUACGUUUACGAAAAUUCCAGUCUACCAUUUCUUCGAGUACAUUUUUCAAAUAUCGCCUGAAACAAACAUUCUCGUUUACCAUUACGUGGAUCGAUUCCAAAAUAAAAACCGAGGAACUGGAAACCUUGGAAACUCGUCAACUCUUCUGUACGAUCGAACGCGUGAGAAGACGAACUUCUAAUCAGCGAAGGAGCGAGUAAUCGCGAGGUGACGGGUAGAGCGAACGGCGGCGAACGAGAAGAAGGGCGAGAGAAAGAGAUCAGAGUGGCGGCGAGCGACGACGAGGCAAAGUGGAAGAAGAGGAUGAACGAGGAAGAAGGAAAGAAGUUGGACACAGGAGGCAGAGGAAGAAGCUGGUUGAAGCGAGAGGGAACGGCGUGGAAUCAGGGAGGCAGCCUCGGCUGGUUGGCAGAAGAUCGCCAAGGUGCAGGCCCGAGGAAACGCGACGAAAGAAAGAAAUAAGAGAGUCCAGAAGGCUGUUAGGUGGAAGAAAUGGCGAGGAGCAGGAGAGCGGCGGAUAAAAGGAUAUGGUAGGGCGUGGAAGCGGGAAGAUGGUAGGGAACUAGAAGAGGAUGGACACGAGCGAGCAGAACGCGCGAAGGAGAAGGAAAGGGCACAGGGAGCGACAGGUGCCCAAUCGCCCACGUGGGUUCUCUCUUUACGGUGCUGCAGCGACGGUAGAAGGGUGAAGAAGACGACGAUGACGACGACGAGGACGACGAGCCGGCUUCCUUGUAAUGGUGAAGCAGCCGAUACUCGUUCUAUACACCAAGUGCACUCGCCACAGGAUGAACAUAGUGGGGCAAAGAGAUCCAUUGGCGUGUAUACCGUUUGGCUACUCUUAUCUCUAACGAGUCUUGGUCGUAUACUUGUUCCUUAUGUGAAACGAGAACAGAGAACAACAUUACGCGAGAUACGAAGACAGUGGAGUCGUUGGAGAUAAAUAGUCGAACGAAGAGGUCGAACGAAAAUGAAAGAAGAAGCGGAAAUCGGUAAAAGAACGGUGAAGAGAAGAUCGGCAAGAGAGGGCGAAGUACGGCGUCAAAGGAUACUAGCAGAGGGCUACGCCACUGAAAAAGUCUGCAGCGGGCCAUGUACUGUGGCCAUGUGAGUGGGAAAAGAGGUAAGGAAGGGGAAGGGCUACCCAUUCGGUAGCAAAUGCUGGUAACCCGUCGCAAGGUCAAGAUCAGUCGGUUAAUCCUAUCCAGUCAGCCGAGGCCCUUGCACCUUGGAGGACGAACGACCCUCACGCUCGCAACUGAAAUUUCACUUUGCGAUCGUCGCACGCCGCACUUGCUCGAUUUGCUCCAAUUUUUGAAAUUGCUCGAUCCCCCCGCCCGCAGGGUAUAUCGAUCGAUCGUGUUCCUCAUUUAGAUCUAAGUCGGGAGCGGACACGAAAACGACGUACGACCGGGGAACACGGGACAGUUUCGAGUGCGCUCCACACACAGUGUCUCUCUGUACUUGUAUUAAAAAAAACGAUUCGAGUGCGUUUCAACGUCGUGGUGGCUUUUCACGAAAAUAAUUAACAUCGUUCCCCUCGAAUUCAGAACGUUGCUUUCGCCACCCUCUUCCAUCGAUCUCGAGUUACCAUUUCUCUUGCCGAAAACCACAUCUCUGGCAGAGACUGUUAAAAGAAAAAGAGAAAAGGACAUCGACGUUUGGUCAUUUUGCACGAUCGUCUGGUAACAAGCGUUCGAUAAAAAAGAAAGAAUCGAGGAUCUUGUCGUUGUGUGGGAAAAAGUGUUUACAACAGUGGAGACAACGGUAGCUGUGAUUUUCCCCAAGCUACCCUUUGCGGGCCCUUUGUUAUGGAAACCUGCGUUCUGAUACCCAAAGAAUUUUCCUUGGCACUAGCGAAUGAUCGAUCGAACUACAAGGGCCUCUUCAAGAAUGAUUCAGGCGGUUUAGUUACGGACGUCAGGAUAUCCGUAUGGUCGAACGUGCUUAUUCCGGCAGGGACGUUGAUCUACCCCUUUCAGGGCUCCAUUCGAUUCGACAAGAUCGACCUUUACUCCCUUCUCGAUGACAACGAUAUCAGACGCGAAUACGGCUGCUACGAUGAAGUCUUCUUUUCGAAUUACAGUCUUAACAAGCGCCAGUGCAAUUGGAUAAGAUUCCUCCGUAUAGUUCAGUCUUACGACGAACAAGUAAACUUAAUCGGUACCAAAGUGAAAGGGGAUCCAAUCUUCGAAGUAAUAAAAGAUGUCCAACCGGAUACAGAAUUAGUGGCUUGGUUUCUUCCUACGGCAGAACAAGAUUUCGUCUUUAUAUCGCGCGACAUGUGUUCGAGGUCUGCUCUGUACAGAUGCACCAUUGACUCCAUUCUAGAUGAAUCCCCAUUAGACUUAUCCAUGGCGUUGCUUUCUCAUCAUUCGUCAUCGACAAUUUCACAUCCGUACUACGAGGUAGACGAAUACGAGUCUACGUCUGAAGAAUCCUCGUCAUCGACGUUAUCCUUGACAGGGGAUCAUUUAGAUUGCAGUAUUUUAACGACGAUUAAGAGAGGAGAAAGGGUUCUGUUGCCGUGCGAAGUCUGCGGGAAAUCCUUUGACCGACCUUCCCUUUUAAAACGUCACAUGAGAACGCAUACAGGAGAGAAACCGCAUGUUUGUAUGGUGUGCAACAAGGGUUUCUCAACGUCGAGCUCGUUGAAUACGCACAAGCGAAUCCACAGUGGUGAAAAACCUCAUCAGUGUCUCGUUUGCGGUAAGAAGUUUACGGCCUCUUCCAACCUCUACUAUCAUCGUAUGACUCACAUCAAGGAGAAGCCACACAAGUGUUCACAAUGCUCCAAGUCGUUCCCAACACCGGGAGAUCUUAAGAGUCAUAUGUACGUGCAUAAUGGGCUAUGGCCAUUCAGGUGCCAUAUUUGUAGCCGUGGUUUCAGUAAACCAACUAAUCUUAAAAACCACAUGCUGCUACAUCUUGGCAGGUGUUCGAACAAGAAGAUUGUCAAAUCCAUUUCCGACUACUGACCAAUCGAUAACGGCCCCCUCGAUAAUUUAGAAAAUCCAUCGAGAAAUCUAUACGUAUUUUGUUAUACUAUUGUACGAGAUAGAAAUGAAAGUUACUCGUCUAAACGUCUCUCCCUAUUUAUAUCGCUGUUUAAAGAAACACGUACGCAAAGUUUGCGCACAAUACAGUUUGACGCACAAUUACACUUUAAUCUUAUUGUUAGUAACGUUUUCAAUUGCUCAUUACAUUCAGGUAAAAUUAGUAUGUAAGUACGUAGUGUUAUC